AUGAAUGGAUUUCAUCCUUUUUUAAUUCUCUCUCCUUCUAUCUCCAAUUACAAACUGAGACAUUGA
Molecule: messenger RNA, 66 nt
Organism: Caenorhabditis briggsae
Lineage: Eukaryota; Metazoa; Nematoda; Chromadorea; Rhabditida; Rhabditidae
Exons: 1
Coding region: 1-66 (21 amino acids)
Source: RefSeq, a predicted model, not a curated record